Camellia sinensis is the source of this 3039-nucleotide messenger RNA. Lineage: Eukaryota; Viridiplantae; Streptophyta; Magnoliopsida; Ericales; Theaceae. The record is from RefSeq and is a predicted model, not a curated record.
UAAUCAUAAGUAACAUAGAAGAAACAGAGGGAGAAGAAAGACAGUGAAUUGGUUGGAAGGGGUAAGAGUUCUUCAAACCCUUGUUCUUCAAAGUUCUACUAUCAAUUGAAUCGGUGGAGAUUGAGAGGCAAACACGGUAGUCGCGAAGCCCUUUGGAGGUUCUUCAAAGCCAUACGUUGUGUCGACCUACACAAAACAGAGAGAGGAUCUUGCUGUGAGAGGCAAAUAGUACACUUAUCUUUUCGGUGGCAAGACUAAUUCGAUGGCAAGGCACUCAUCUCAUCUCUCUUCUCUUCCUUGUUCCUAAAACCCUUGUUUCGGCUCUCUCUCGCUCUCGUAUUCGGUGUAGUUGGCGAUGUGAUUGGAGCGGCUGUGGGUAAUUUCACUCUACCUAAAACCCUAAUCCAACAAAGAAAGAGAAAAGAAUUUGAAGAACAAUCAGAAAAUUUGAAGGGUUCUCUCAGAAUUCUGAUUCCAAUCUUUCUUGGCUCUUACAGAUUUGGUAUUUUUACCUUUGAAAUGAGGCUUGCUAAAAUUUUUUUUAUUUUGUUUUUUUAUAUAUUUCAGUUGACAAGUAAUGAAAUAAUCGACGAAUAUUCUCAGGCAUUGGGCUUUUUACAUUGAUUAGUGCAGAAUUUUGGAGCCAUACUUUUGCUUCUAGGGUGUAAAAAAUGUCAUAUUGUUUUGGCAUCAGAUUUAUAGAUCUAAUUAUGUUUUGGAGCCAUACUUUUGCUUCUAGGGUGUAAAAAAUGUCAUAUUGUUUUGGCAUUAGAUUUAUAGAUCUUAUUAUGUUCUUUGAAUUUUGAUGAUGUUUGUAAAAAUGCAUUAAAUUGUUAGCAAUUUAAACAAAAGUAUUUUGGAACUAUAUUUUCAUUGUGAAAACUCGUGAUUGAUUUAAUUCAUUCACGCCUCUGUUUGUUUCUGAUGAAAAUAGUAACAGAAACAAAAAACCAAAAUUCGAAAUUUUUUUCAGUCUUCAUCCUGUCAUGAUAAUGCAAUUAUUUUGGUUGAAUUAAGGCGAAAGCUAUUCUUGUAUUACAUUUUCAUUUCGUUACAAAUGUAUUGUCGUUAAUUUUUUUUUCUUGUUGCUGUGAACUUGAAUGAAUUUGAAUUCAAUUCUAAAUGGCGACACUGAAUUUUGUUUUGUUUUGUGAUCUGUGUUGGUUGAGAAAAAAUAAACAUAUCUGAAAAAUGUUACACAGCACUCUGAUUGUGGAUUUUUGAGCUUUCCCAUUAGGUUGAAGUAAUGAUGGUUGAUUAUGUGUGUUCUCUCUUACUUACUCUCAUGGAAUUCAAUGUGCCAUCUGUACUUUGGGAAUGGUAGUUGCUCUUGGUCAUUUUUAGCAUGCAAAUGGAGUUAAACUCUUUGUUCUUGAUGCUCCUUAUCUCAUAUAAUUUUUGGAUUUCAUUGGAACCUAUCAUAUGGUAUAAAACGUAGUUACAAUUCCUGUAAAAGUAUAAAAGUUGGUUCCAAAAUAGUAUCUUUAUGCCAUGUAGAAUUGUAGUGGCAGUAAUUGUGAGAGGGGUUGAAGGUUUCAUAUCUCGUUGACUGUUAUGGUUAUCUUAGUGUUUCAUUAUCACUACAAGAAAAAUAGGAUAUUACCACAUUUUUUUUCUUGGCGUUUUUUAAAAAUGUUAUGAAAUUUUUUAUGAUUUUUCACCUUCUCAGCCAAUUUAAUUAAUUUUAUCUCAUUUUGUACGCCGUUAUUAGAAAACUGUGAAAUAACAUUUAUUUGUGAUUGAAAAGGCAGGUUUCUAAUCAAAAGAAGAGAACAGAGGCGUGACUUUUGUGAGAGAGAGAGAAAGAGAGAGAGGGGCAAAGAAAGAAAUCAGGGCCUUGGUUCUUAGAUCCCCAUCUAUUCUUUCGUUGUAUGAUCUGGAAAUUCUUGUUCUGUACUUGAUUUGAGUGUAUCUCUGUAAUAUCGUUUGAAUCCCUCUUAUCUAAGUUGAUCUAGGGCUCAAGGUUAGAGUUUUCUAAUAUGGAUUUGCUACAUUCACAUAAGAUCUGUAAACUUUCAUGGCUUAAACUAACGAUUUACAGUUGAUUUCUAGUUUCUUUUCUUCUAUUUUGUAUUUUCUAUUUCCAAAUCGAUUUAUCUAGGGUUUUGAGUGUCGUGUUAAUAUCUCUGAUCAAGUACAGGAUAAGCAAGCAGCGUUGGAUCUAGAUCGUUAGCAACAGUGAGUAGAAGCAAGCUCAACGAUGUAGAGAUGUAGAUCUUAUUCUCAGAUAUGUUCUCUAUCCGAUCAGAUCGGCUCUCUCUGUCUCUCCGAUCUGCUAUUAUGGAGCAUACAGUGAUCGAGUCAAAGCCUAAUCAUUUUCUAGAUGAUCUCCGGCUAAAUAGCUCAUGGCCUGAGCUGAGAAGCUUUGCAGAAACAAUUGACUUGAAUGUGGCUAAUUCCGUUGUCCAUAAACACACACCAUAUGUUAUCAUUCUUUUGAAGGUGGCAGAUGAGUGGCCCAAAACUCAUGGUGGAAGCCUUCCAUCAACCAGGGAAGAGAAAAAGGAGUUCAAGGAACUAGUGAGAGCCAGGAUGAGAGCAAUGGAUGAAGACAACUACAAAGAAGCGGUUAAGGUGUCAUUUAAAGUAUUUGCUCCUCGGGGUAUUACUGCUGGUCUGCUGCUGUUGGUUUGUUGUUGCUGCCGCCCUCAUGGUUGAUGCUUGCUGGGCUGUUGCUGCAACAAUGUUGCUGUGAGGCGGCUGCUACUAGAUGUUGGUCUGCUAGAUAAGUUUGUAAGUGAUUUUCGUGCCGUUUUGCCUGUCUUUGUUAGUUUCAUGUUUUCAUUUUGUUAUCUAUUGUUUCUAAUAUGGGUUCACAAUUUGGAUGUAUUUGGGUAUUUUAGUGAGUUUACCCUUUUAGGUUUUACACACUGCAUCUAAAAGCAGUAUCAACAAUGUUUUUUUUGCUUGCACAUCAACUUUAGGUGAUUUCAUAUCAAUGUUAUUAGUUUGUAAUAGUGGUGCCUGAGGGAUGCCUCUUGUAAAUCUGUAAAUCUUAUAAAAAUAUAUAAAUUAUUUUCAAUUAUUUUUGUUGGUAAA